Messenger RNA from Bombyx mori (domestic silkworm), 4253 nucleotides. RefSeq names its product general transcription factor IIH subunit 1 (gene Tfb1). The transcript is spliced from 11 exons. Gene Ontology annotation, biological process: transcription by RNA polymerase II; transcription by RNA polymerase I; nucleotide-excision repair. The record is from RefSeq and is a predicted model, not a curated record. Gene Ontology annotation, cellular component: transcription factor TFIIH core complex; transcription factor TFIIH holo complex. NCBI's taxonomy places the organism in Eukaryota, Metazoa, Arthropoda, Insecta, Lepidoptera, Bombycidae. Bases 358 to 2082 code for a protein of 574 amino acids.
GUAGCGGCCAAACGAUGUUGAACCAGUGCUGUAAAUUUUCUUUGAAUCGAAAUAAAAAAAGAGAACAGCAGUUUGUCAAAUCUAGACAUGUUAAUGGUCGUAAAAUUUGUAUUAGAAUGCUUGGUUGAAUUAUUUUCAAUGUUUCUUCGUCUUGAUACGCACCUUAAUUAAAACAAUAUACUACGAUAGACAGUACAUGCUUUAGAGGAGAAAUGUAGGAGACCUUGAAUUCAACAAAACCGACAAGUGUCAAGGUAAUUUCAUCCUGUUAGGACAAGUUCGGAAGUCAGGGUUUUUGAACUCUGAAAAUUUGGUGGUUCAAAUAUAAAUUAAAUUUAAAUUUGUGAAGAAUUAAACAUGACAACAUCAUCCGAAGAUGUUUUGCUCAGCGUGAAUUGCGUACGCUAUAAGAAGGGAGACGGGACACUGUAUGUAAUGAAUCAAAGAUUAGCAUGGAUGUUGGAACACAGAGACACAGUCGCAGUAUCUCAUAAAUAUGCUGAUAUCAAAACACAAAAAAUUUCACCAGCUGGCAAGGCUAAAAUACAGCUUCAAGUGGUUUUACAUGAUGGCACAUGUUCUACAUUUCACUUUGUUAACCCGGGUGGCCCAGAGGCUCAGGCCAAAGACAGAGAUCAAGUGAUGGUAUUACUACAAAACCUUUUACCAAAGUUCAAAAGACAGAUUGAUGGUGAACUAGAAAUGAAAUCUAAAUUGUUGUCAUUGCAUCCAACAUUAAAACAUUUGUACGAGGAUUUAGUUAUAUCUAAAGUUAUUAAUAGUGAGGAAUACUGGAAUACUCCUACUUUGAAACAGUAUACAGAAUCUAGUAACAUUAAACAGGAAGCUGGUGUGUCAGGUGCAUUCCUUGCUGAUAUUCAACCACAGACAGACGGUUGCAAUGGUUUGAAAUACAAUCUAACUCAAGAUAUCAUAGAUGCUAUAUUCAAAACAUAUCCAGCAGUCAGAAAGAAACAUAUUGAUUAUGUACCCAAUAAAAUGACGGAAGCUGAAUUCUGGACGAAAUUCUUUCAAUCACAUUAUUUUCACAGAGAUCGAAUAGCUUCGUCAUCGAGCAAGGAUUUAUUUGGAGAAUGUGCUAAAUUAGAUGACCACGCUAUUGCUUCAGCAAUGAGACACACAACACUAGAUCUUACGGUUGAUUUGAAUAAGUUCAUAGAGCACGUUCCACUGUUACCGACUGAAGAAGAAGCUAGCAAUGAGAAGGAUCGAUCUGAUAAUAAUUCUAUACACAGAAAUAUGAUUAAACGUUUCAACCAACACUCUAUUAUGGUGCUCAAAGCUAGUCAAAAAUCAAAUUCUAGUAAUAAUAGUAAUAGCAGUAGUAGUAAAACAUCGAAUAACAACAAUAAAGUUAUCGAAAACGGUGUCAAAGAUACAAAUGGUGUCUCAAAGAGACCGGCCGAACACAGUACAGAACCGAUAGAAAAGAAAAAACGAAUAUUAGAGCAGAUACACUACGAGGAUCUAGUUGCAGACCAGGGAAAUGAUGAUGUACAGGAAUUAAAAUUGUCUAAGGUAGAAAGAUAUUUAUUAGGACCGUCGUAUCAGAUAAGUCAGACGAGUGUUCAGACGAGCCACCCGCCGCCGCUGUCGGCCUUGGCGUCCGUAUGUCAGGCGUGGUCGAGCGGCCAACAGUGCCAGCGGCCGGCGCGGGUGAGCGCGGGCGCGGCUGUGGGCGCGCUGGGGGAGCUCAGUCCGGGCGGCGCGCUCAUGCGGCACCACCACGCCGCCUCUAUGGCACAACUAAUACCGGCGGACGUGAAGGCGGAGCUUCAGAGGCUGUACGCGUCGUGCGGCGAGCUGGCGAGGGAGCUUUGGCGCAGCUUCCCGCAGCCGGGCGCGCCGCCAGCCAACGAGCAGGACGCGGCGCCGCGGGCGACCAUGUUCUACGACGCGCUGUUGCGGUUUAGGAAUUUGAAACUGAGGCCCUUCGAGGAGAAGAUGCUCCGUGACCUGACGCCCCUGGCGACGACUCUAACGAAACAUUUGAACCAAAUAAUAGACACGGCCUGCGCUAAGUACGUGCUCUGGCAACAGAGGCAAGCGAAGAUACGGUAGUACUAGCUGUAACGUUUCGGUACAGUCGGGAAGUAAAUUGAUAAAUUUCGUUACGGGUCUGCCGCCUCUCUGAGACUCUGUAGUGGCUCGCAGCGCAGUUCGGCUUGAUGACGGAACUUAUUGGUAAUAGAUUGGUAGGGACGUUUUAUCCGGUAAAGAGCCAAAAAAAAAAAUUAAGCUAAAUUUUUUAAUGUAAGUUUUAUAUAAAAUUUGUAUUAUUACAGCAUUAUUGUAUUAUCGGGAAUACAUCUGCCAAAUUUGAUAAAUUGGAAUUCGUGAAAUUUUAAUACUUAUGGCGUUACUUGCAAGAAAACUUUUAAUGGAAAAAUCAUAAAAGUGACCAUAUUAUAAUUAAACUAUAAAAGAAAAUGCCCGUUGAAAAGGUACAUGAGUGUUUUUUGUUUUGUUAUCAACAGUCGUCCCUAAGCAUGCGGCUACUAUAGGAGUCCAUUUAAACGGUAGUAUGAACUUUAAUUAAUUUAACUUAUGUUUAUGCACAUAGUACAUACAAUAUGUUUUCUAAACAUUACUUUUACAAAAUGUCGAAUAAUUUAGUCUGGUACGGAUUCCCUCAUAUAAAUUUGUUAUAAUAUAAUUGUGUGGAAUAUAUAAGUUUAUACUAAUCGUUAUUCUGAUGGUUCGUCAUUUUUGCAAGAAGCAAGUGUUGCUACCACUAUAAUUUAUUUUAAGAGUGUUCAUUGUUACCGUAAACAAUUAUUGUUAUAUAUAUAUCCUAGAUGAAAAUGUGGUUUCACAGAUUACUUCUUGUAAUCUUGAUGGUUCCUUUAAAUUGUUAUUGAAUUAGCACACCGAUUAAUAUGUUGAUGGUUGAAAAUUUUGCAUUCACAUUACGAAUACAAUUUUCGAUCAAGCCUUAUUUAGCAAUUUUGUUUUAAACGCUCACUUAUAUUUACUAAGUAAUUGUUAACGAAAAUAACACUUGAAGAUAGUGUUGACUGAUGUGAAAACGAACUCAUUCUAAAAUAAAAGUUAUCAUUUUUCCCGACUGUACACGUCAGCCAUUUUGUUAAGUCGGAAGAAACAAAAUGGCGGCGUUACUUUGUUGUAAAAUUAGAGUAUUUUGAUGUGACGUAAGAACUGAUUUUAGUAAUAAAAUUGCGCUUCUUAAAUUACGGUACUGCCUUACUGUGGUCUCCUUUAGUCCUAACAACAAUAUAAAUAUAUUUUAUUUGUCGUUACGCAUCACCGAUUUCACCAUAUUAUGUUCCUAAGUAAACGUGUAUCUAAGUUUAAUAUUCCUAAGCAUAAAUCGAAUUAAAUGAUGUAGGAAGGUUACCUUGAAGAAUUUAAUGUAUGAAAAUGAUUAUGUACAAGAAAGUGUGUGCUCUAAAGUUCGCCUUGAAAAUAGAUUAUGUGAGUUGUACAAACACAGAUUUUAUGAAAUUGUCGUCACAUCAAAUUACUUAUAAACAAAUGUACCUUUAAAAUGUUUUUAUAUAAUAAAUAAAUAAAAAAUAAUUCUGUAAUAAAAUGUUCUGUGAAUACACGAAUAUCAUGUUAGUUUAAUAAUUGUAACGUUUAUUAUUAUUGUUUUAUUUAAAACCAAACUAAAUGACUCGAAAUCAGUUGGUUGUGUUAAAAAAACUCAAUUUUUUUAUGUCAAUAUUUGUAUUGCAAUGUUACAAGAAAAUUCAACCUUAGAAAAUAUCGAAAAAAUUCAGAACGAUUAAAAGGUCAAUUUAACAAAUAGGGUAAACUGUACAAUAUUUGUUAAAGUGAUAGAAUGUAAUCAUAGGUUGUACUAGAUAUUAGUUCCCUGUUGUUUUAGUCUUAACCGACUGCAAACAAAAAUAUAUUAAUCUCAAUAAACCUCAGCUCAGUCUAAUUUUUGUGACAUUUUGUUAUGUCUUCAUGUGAUAUUGAUUAUGUUAUUUGUCCUCAUUGUUACCAUGACGAUUAUAAAGACGUUGGUCGCCAAUAAACGUAUGGGUUACCCUAAUUUAAAUUGUUUCUUUUUAAUAUUAAACAAAAAUGAAAUAUCGAAUUCACAUCUCGCUGGUUUCGAGUCAUUCUAAUAACAUUGCAUUUGAAUGAACCAAAUCCACAUCUGAACGUAAAUUUGUGUUAUAUUUAUUAAUGUAUUUUACAAUUAUUGCAUAUCAGUGCUUUUUGAUUGCAUUAAAACUGCAUCGGAAUUCUUUUUAAUUUGA